AUGGGCAGUACAAGUGAUAUUGGUAAUAAUGGCACAAUAUUUUCAAUUACCACCGCUGAAAUUGCUACUUCUCUUGCUUUCACAACUGGUGCUGUCGAGAUUGUCGCAGGACUGCUGCAUCUCGAUUUUAUAACUGCCUAUUUCUCGGAUCAGCUCGUAUCUGGAUUCACUACCGCAGCUGCAGUACAUGUUUUCAUUGCGCAAAUUGAUGACAUCUUCGGAAUCGAUGUACCAAAAUCGGGUGGAGCUGGAUAUAUUUUUAAGCGAGCGUACGAUAUUUUGGUGCGCAUUCCACAGGCCAAUUUGUGGACUUUGGGGAUGUCGCUGUUCGGAAUCGCAUUUCUUUACCUCGGCAAAGAGUGCGUUAGCCCAUUUAUAAACAAGCGUUUAUCGCUCAAAGUGCCAGUACCGUACGAACUUCUCCUAGUAAGUCUGUUUUAUAAUUUUAGAAAAAAGUAUGCAAAAAAUUAA
Molecule: messenger RNA, 471 nt
Organism: Gongylonema pulchrum
Lineage: Eukaryota; Metazoa; Nematoda; Chromadorea; Rhabditida; Gongylonematidae
Source: the annotation of a GenBank genome assembly